AUGGCAGCAUCAAAUGUGCUUUCCGCCGACGCGGUAGCCCCAAGGCUCGACUACUUAUUACGGCGUGCCCGUGUUGUCAAGCAGAGUACUGCGAUCGAUCCUCCACUCCAAGUUUCUGAGCUUGUACCGGAAAGCGAGCCUCUGCUCGGCGAGAUCGAAGGAGGGAAGGAAGUGCGAACGCUUGCGGUCGAGAGUGCAGCCAAGAGUGUAUUCUAUGCCAAUCUUGGUUCCACCCAGAUUGAGGAGCCGGCCUUCGUAACCGUCUGGAAUCUACUCGACAUCCUCCAGUACUGUGGAGAUCGGGACCUCUGCCAUCCGCAGCUCGUACUGUUGCUCAUCGAAGAAUUGCUUGACAGCCAAUCAAUCUCAGGAUGUCGCACGGUAUUCAAUUUCCUUGAAUCGCGGAGAGAGACUAUCAUUGCGAUCAACUCCAAGAAUAAGGAUCUUGUCAUCUUACGGCUGUGUAAUGAGCUGCUCCGCCGGCUGUCCCGCGCAGAAGAUCCGGUAUUCUGUGGCCGGGUCUACAUCUUCAUGUUUCAGAGCUUUCCCUUGGGCGAUAAGAGUUCGGUAAAUCUGCGGGGCAAUUUCCAUGUGGAGAAUGUGACGACAUUCGAGGAUUUCCUGAAGGAAUCGAACACGGAAGAGGAUUCUAUGCAAAUCGAUGCUGAUGGGCCUGCUCCUAUUCCCAAAGAAGAGUCGAAGUCAGUGGAACCAGUCAUUCAAACUGAGGAUAUCGACAAGAGCAAGGACGCGAAACUUACGACACUUGACACGGAGACCCUCUAUCCAGUAUUCUGGUCAUUGCAGCACUCCUUCUCGAACCCGCCCAGGCUUUUCGAAGAAGAUAAUUUCAAGCAAUUUCAGAAGAGCUUGGAGGCGACGCUAGCUAAAUUCAGGGAAGUGCCCAAAGUGAUUCAGGCCGGAGAUUCAGAACGAAAGAAGGGACAAAAGUCGCGGGACGAUGACGACUACGAUGCCUUCGCCAACUCCUUUAAUCCCAAGUAUCUCACAAGCCGUGAUCUCUUCAAGCUCGAGCUGAGCGAUCUCGCCUUCCAACGCCACAUACUUGUUCAAGCACUAAUACUCAUCGACUUUUUGUUGACUCUGACCGAGGGGUCCAAGAGCAAGCCAUUUUACCAAAAUGCGCAGAAAGCGAUGCAAUACAACUUCACGCUGCGCGAGGAAGACACCGAGUGGGCAUUGGGCAUCAAGACGGCUAUUGCAAAUUACCUGCAGGAAGGCCCAGAUGGCAAAUUCUACUACCGGAUGGUGGACACCGUGCUUUCCCGCGACAAAAACUGGGUACGAUGGAAGAUGGAGAACUGCCAACCAUUCACUAGAGACAGAGUCCCCACAACGGACUUCCAACAAGCCAAGUCUGGGGCGCAGAAAGCUGUUGUUGGUAAGAAGGCGUCGAAGCCCAUGGGUGUUCCUGGCAGUUUGAAUUUCCUCUACAACAAUGAAGCGGAUAAGGGUCUCUCUCAGCUACGGCAAAGCGACAGGUUCAAUGUGCCGAAUGCAGAGUCAUAUGCAAAAAAGGUCAAGAUGACCGACUUGGAUCUGGAAAUGACUGACGCAGAGGACGAGAAGCGGCAAGCGGGGGAAAAGAAAUCCAGCUACAUCUGGCGAGGUCUUCGCGUGGCUUCGAAGACGCAGCUAAGCUCGUUCGAUAGGAUUGAGCAUGGCAAAGGCCUCGAGGCUCUUCAGCCGGCCACCUCUUCCAUUGAGGCGACGGGCGUUGACGCUGCACCCACUGCUUCGGAUGACCAGGGGGCUCUUCCGCAAGACGAGCAUCAGAGCGUCGAGGAGCAGCGGCCCGAGCAGCGUAGUCAAGUGACUGCGGAACCAGCGGCGUAG
Messenger RNA from Alternaria ventricosa, 1857 nucleotides. RefSeq lists its product as uncharacterized. The coding region runs from base 1 to 1857 and encodes 618 amino acids. Gene Ontology annotation, cellular component: THO complex part of transcription export complex. The transcript is spliced from 7 exons. NCBI's taxonomy places the organism in Eukaryota, Fungi, Ascomycota, Dothideomycetes, Pleosporales, Pleosporaceae. The record is from RefSeq and is a predicted model, not a curated record. Gene Ontology annotation, biological process: mRNA export from nucleus; regulation of DNA-templated transcription elongation.